This is a messenger RNA of Quercus robur (English oak), 3387 nucleotides long. Its product is annotated as putative pentatricopeptide repeat-containing protein At5g08310, mitochondrial. Gene Ontology annotation, molecular function: protein binding. Bases 397 to 2934 code for a protein of 845 amino acids. The transcript has a single exon. NCBI's taxonomy places the organism in Eukaryota, Viridiplantae, Streptophyta, Magnoliopsida, Fagales, Fagaceae. The record is from RefSeq and is a predicted model, not a curated record.
AAAAAGAAAAAAAAAACCGAUAGAACCCAAAAAUAACGGCAAGAGCUGCUACAAGCCUACAACAAACCCUGUUCCAAAAACUCUUCUUCUCCAACGAUCAAUAAACCCGUGCAAACCCAGAGACCCACAACGAAGCAACCCAGGCGGUGAAGCAACGGUUCGGACUGAACCCAACGGCGAACGCUUCAGGCGGCGGCGAAGGCCCCAGGCGAGGGAAAAAUCGGCUCGGACUGAACUUCUCCACUUCGGGUUCUCACUCUCUCUCUCUCUCAAAAUCAGAUUUGCAGAAAUCCGAUCCUUUGGGGUUUUGGGUAUUAUCUAAAUUUUUGAUUUGGGUCUUAAGAAAGAAAAUCGGAUUCCCGAGCCUUUGGGUUUUUUCCAUUUGUAUGAAAAGCUAUGGCACUACCAAAAAUCACAGAAGCACGCAAUAAUCUUCGUAAAUCCAUCAGACCUUGUGCUCUGCUUUCACUUCUCUUCACCAAGAACCUCUCUCACACUCACAGACCCAUUUGCACCAAAACUCAUACUAAUAUUUACGACUCAUCUUUUCAUUCUGACCUCACCAGCAUUACAAAUGGCUUCAUUUCCAUCUUCACCAAGAAACCAUUUUCCCCACACAACCCAGAACUCAAUAGCCUUUCACCAAGACUCACCACCCAAGUUGUUGAAAGUGUGCUAAAUUGCCUCAAGAGUUGGAAAAUAGCUCACAUGUUCUUUACUUGGGCCUCAAAUCAAUGUGGUUAUAAGCACAAUUGUUAUACUUAUAAUGCCAUGGCCUCAAUCCUAUCGCGUGCUGGACAAAUUCCCCCACUGAGAGCCAUGGUCAUGGAUAUUGUAAAUUUGCGUUGUUCCAUGUCUCCAGGAGCUCUGGGAUAUCUAGUAAGGUGUUUGGGCAGUGCAGGACUGUUUGAUGAAGCUAACGUAUUGUUUGAUCAAGCUAGAAGGAUGGGUCUUUGCGUUCCCAAUGACUAUAGCUAUAAUUGUUUGUUAGAGGCUUUAUCUAAGUCUAAUUCAGUUGUUUUAAUUGAAAUGAGAAUGAAAGAGAUGCACGAUUAUGGUUGGAAAUUCAGUAAAUACACGCUGACCCCGGUGUUACAAGUUUAUUGCAAUGCUGGCAAGUUUGAAAAAGCUCUGAGCAUGUUCAAUGAUAUGAAUGAGCGGGGGUGGGUCGACCUGCACGUAUUCUCUAUCUUAGUUAUGUCUUUUAGCAAGUGGGGUGAGGUAGAUAAGGCCUUUGAAUUGAUUGAGAGAAUGGAAGACCAUAAUAUUACGUUGAAUGAGAAGACUUUUCGCGUUUUGAUUCAUGGGUUUGUAAAGGAGUCCAGAGUGGAUAAGGCCCUUCAAUUGUUUGAUAAAAUGCAGCAAUCAGGUUUCUAUCCUGAUGUUUCACUAUAUGAUGUGCUCAUUGGAGGACUCUGUAAAGUAAAGGAGCUGGAGAAAGCCUUACAUUUGUUUUCAGAAAUGAAGCAGUUGGGAAUUCAUCCCGAUGUUAAAAUACUUACAAAGCUUGUGACAUUUUUCUCUGAAGAGAAAAAAAUGAUCCAAUUACUCGAGGAAAUGCAAGAAGAUAUUGAUGAGGAAGCUAUGAGUUUGCUUUACAAUUCUGUUCUGAAUGCUCUUGUUAAAAACAACUCAAUCAAUAAAGCUUUUCUCUUGCUCAAGGCAAUGAUGGGGGAUCAAUCUGAUGCUGAUGUUGUGGAACAUAAACUCCUAAGCGUUAAGAAAGCCAUUCGCCCUGACACCACUUCUUUUAGUAUUGUUAUUGAUGGUCUACUCGGGACUGGUAAGUUGGACUCAGCACUUAACAUUUUCCAGCAUAUGAAGCAAAUCGGUUGUGCACCAAAUAUAAUGAUUUAUAAAAAUUUAAUUGAUGGUCUGUGCAAUUCAAAUAGAUCGGAAGAAAGUUAUGAGCUUUUCAGAGAGAUGAAGCUGUCAAGAUUUGAACCAACCCGUUUUAUCUACAACUCUAUAUAUGGGUGCCUAUGUAGAAUGGAAGAUGUUGUCGCAGCUCUUGAUCUGGUGAAAGAGAUGCGUGUCUAUGGAUAUGAACCAUAUACAAAACAUUCUACCUUGCUUGUAAAAGGGCUAUGCAAACAUGGGAGAGCAGUAGAAGCUUGCAAAUUUCUUGCUAGCAUGGUUCAAGAAGGUUUCCUCCUUGAUAUAAUUCCCUAUUCUGCAGCCAUAGAUGGUUUAAUCAAAACUCAAGAAGUGGAUCGAGCUUUGGAGUUAUUCCGGGACAUUUGUUCUCGUGGCUAUUGUCCUGAUGUGGUUGCAUACAACAUAUUGAUAAGUGGGCUCUGUAAGGCAAAGAGAGUUUCUGAAGCCGAAGAUAUUCUGCAUGAGAUGGAGGUCAAGGGGCUUGUCCCCUCAGUCAUUACCUACAAUCUGCUUGUAGAUGGAUGGUGCAAAAAUGGUGAUGUUGAUCAGGCCAUGCUGUUCCUUUCCCAGAUGUUUGUAAAAGAUAGAAAGCCUAAUGUAAUUACUUACACUACUUUGAUGAAUGGGUUAUGCAAUGCUGGAAGACCCGAUGAUGCACUGGUGCUUUGGAAUGAAAUGGGAAGAGAAGGGUGUUCUCCAAACAAUAUUGCUUUCAUGGCCCUCAUUCAUGGUCUUUGUAAGUGUGGUAGGCCUGACACGGCACUUGUAUAUCUUCACCAGAUGCAAGAGAAGGAAAUGGAACCUGACACUUUUGUCUAUGUAGCACUAAUGAGUAGUUUUCUAUGUAAUCUUAACCUACCCUUGGCUUUUGAAAUUUUAAAGGAGAUGGCUGGAAAAGGAAACUUUCCAGAUCCACUGGAUAAGAACUGUCUUAUUGUUCGAGAUGCAGUACUUAAGUUGUUGGAAGAUGCCAGGACUUCUUCAAGAGUUAGAAAUCUUAUUGCAGAGGGUAGAAUUCCUAAAAUAUGCUGUUCAGACGUCAAAGAUGAAGGUUGACAUGAACUUAUUGAUUGAUUAGGAGUCACUAAGAUAGCACAGAUAUGCUCAAGGAAAUUUUUAGUAUAGAACUGGGGUGCUCAGGCUAAAGAAAGCAACAUGUCCUUCUCAGCUUAAAUUUGGAUGGUGGAUUAUUUUCGGCAGGGAAGGCUCUGUAUAAUCAACCUACCUUUGGGGUUUAUGACUCUGACAUCACCAAGUGACUCAUGUUUGUCUUGGGAAAAUCCUGUCAUUCUUUUUCAUUAUUAUUGAUUUGAAUUAUAUAAAGAACACUGAAUAUGAAUUAAUUUAGAAUCCUUAAUUUAUCAAUCCUUUAGUCGGAUAGAAUUUAAAUGAAAACAAUUCUACAAGUGGAUGUAAAUAUUGGACAUGGAUCAUUUAUUGUUCUAUGUAAACUGAAGAUGUUUUCAAUCAAAUUCAAUCCAUUAGUUGGAUGCAAAACUUAUUUAUGAA